Messenger RNA from Planococcus citri (citrus mealybug), 2455 nucleotides. RefSeq names its product signal recognition particle 54k (gene Srp54k). Bases 253 to 1770 code for a protein of 505 amino acids. Lineage: Eukaryota; Metazoa; Arthropoda; Insecta; Hemiptera; Pseudococcidae. The transcript is spliced from 10 exons. The record is from RefSeq and is a predicted model, not a curated record. Gene Ontology annotation, molecular function: GTPase activity; GTP binding; ATP hydrolysis activity. Gene Ontology annotation, cellular component: cytosol; signal recognition particle, endoplasmic reticulum targeting. Gene Ontology annotation, biological process: SRP-dependent cotranslational protein targeting to membrane; SRP-dependent cotranslational protein targeting to membrane, translocation.
ACAAAAAUCUAUUCAACAAACUCGACUAGUCAACGUAAUUAAGAAAAUUCAGUGAUAAGGAUAUUUUUCUAGCAAAAUUUGUGAAUUGUAAGCAAGUUGAGAAGCAAAAUGCUUUAAAAAGCUGCCUUGAAGCUACCUUUAUUCAAUCAUGUUGUUUAGUUGAAUCAAUAACAUAUGUAGUGGUUUCAUCAUACUGCAGAAAAACUAAGAUUGUGUUUUGUCUUUUCAAUAUUCUAAUAAACCAAUUCUAAAAUGGUUUUAGCUGAUUUAGGACGGAAGAUUACUUCCGCAUUAAAAUCUCUGAGCAAUGCUACAAUAAUCAACGAAGAUGUCUUGAAUUCUAUGCUGAAAGAAAUAUGUUUAGCCUUAUUGGAAGCUGAUGUAAACGUUGUACUUGUGAAACGAUUGCGUGAAAAUGUACGAUCUGUCAUCGAUUUCGAUGAAAUGGCCGGCGGAUUGAAUAAAAGACGCAUGAUCCAAAGUGCCGUGUUCAAAGAACUGAUAAAAUUGGUAGAUCCUGGCGUCAAAGCUUUUCAACCUGCCAAAAAUAGAUCGUCUGUGAUAAUGUUUGUUGGUUUACAAGGUUCUGGUAAAACCACUACUUGUACUAAAUUAGCUUAUUACUACCAGAAGAAAAACUGGAAAACAUCAUUAGUUUGUGCUGAUACAUUCCGUGCUGGUGCUUAUGAUCAAUUGAAACAAAAUGCUACAAAAGCCAGAAUACCUUUUUACGGAAGUUAUACAGAAGUAGAUCCAGUCGUUAUAGCCCAAGAUGGUGUCGAAAUGUUUAAAAAAGAAGGUUUCGAAAUCAUCAUUGUGGAUACCAGCGGUAGACAUAAGCAAGAAGCCUCAUUAUUCGAAGAGAUGUUACAAGUUUCCAAUGCAAUUAAACCCGAUAAUAUCGUAUUCGUUAUGGAUGCCACCAUUGGUCAAGCUUGCGAAGCUCAAGCUCGAGCUUUCAAAGAAAAAGUCGAUGUAGGAUCUGUAAUCAUAACGAAAUUAGAUGGCCACGCUAAAGGUGGUGGUGCUUUGAGUGCCGUCGCAGCCACAAAUAGUCCUAUAAUAUUUAUCGGUACCGGAGAACACAUAGACGAUUUUGAACCAUUCAAAACCAAACCAUUCGUGUCCAAAUUGUUAGGAAUGGGAGAUAUAGAAGGUCUAAUUGAUAAAGUUAACGAGCUUAAAUUGGACGACAACGAAGAACUUAUAGAGAAAAUAAAACACGGACAAUUCACUCUGAGAGAUAUGUACGAACAAUUCCAAAACAUCAUGAAAAUGGGACCCUUCUCUCAAAUUAUGAACAUGAUCCCCGGAUUCAGUCAAGAUUUCAUGUCAAAAGGCAGCGAACAAGAAUCUAUGGCUAGACUGAAGAAACUGAUGACCAUUAUGGACAGUAUGAACGACGGAGAACUAGAUCACAGAGACGGAGCUAAAAUAUUUUCUAAACAAACUGGCAGAUACACGAGAGUAGCUCAAGGUGCAGGUGUUACCGAAAAAGAAGUUAAAGAUUUGGUCGUUCAGUAUACAAAAUUCGCAGCAGUUGUUAAGAAGAUGGGAGGUAUUAAAGGAUUAUUCAAAGGAGGUGAUAUGAAUAAAAAUGUUAACCAAACACAGAUGGCUAAAUUGAAUCAACAAAUGGCUAGAAUGAUGGAUCCGCGAGUACUUCAUCAGAUGGGUGGAAUGUCUGGUUUGCAAAAUAUGAUGAGACAACUGCAGCAAGGAGCGACUGGUGGGCUUGGAAAUUUAAUGAGUGGUUUAGGAGGAAAAUAAUGCCGCAUUGUAGUUCUAUUCGCUAACCAAGAGCAUCUCUGGUCCCUCGAUACACCAUGAAGUUCUACUUUUUUCUAUGAUCGAUUUUAUGCAAAAAUUUCUAUUAUUUAUUACGUAUUUUCUUUCCUAAAUUUUUAGGUGCGAGGAUAAAUUAAUUUAUUUAUCGUUAAAUUCAAACUGAUUCGGUUCAACAAAAAUUGGUCUGAAAUCAACUUUACGGGUUUUCUUUGCUCUUCGAGAUUACGCUUAUUUUAUUGUUUUUUUUCGUCGAAUUAUUUUUACAAAACUCAGUUUCAUAUUUAUUUUUGUUGCAUAGCUUACUUUGAAAUUUCCCACAAACCAAUGUCUUUAUUUGUACAAUAUAAUGUCUCUUAUAUUGAAUUCACGUGUUUUUUUUUCUUUUCUUUGCGUAGGUAUUUAAAAAUGAUAGUUUUUGUAUACUGAAUUUUUUAACCGUUUGUAACGAUUGUUGAACAUUUUUCUAUCAUCUUAACGUAUGCAACGUUCGAUGCAAUUUUAUUACUAUCGAGCAUCUUUUUUGCCAAGUGUAGUUAUUGUAUGUUAGAAAAAUGAUGUAUAUUAAUAAUAGUAUUACUUCGUUUUGUAAAUUUGUAUAAUUUUGUCCGCUGUUUGUUGAUAUUCUUUGAAAAAUUAUUGAAAAUCUAAAUAUAAUAAUUUGUUUGUA